UUACUGUUCGGACGUUUGUGCUUCUCUUCUGUUCAUUUCCCCUCCACAAUCUCGAUAAUUGCUUGAAGCUGUAUGUAACAUUUGACUAAUUAAAAACUAAAAACUGGAGAUUGAUUUUGUGCCCAAAAUUUUUGGAUUUUCAACUUUCCUUGGCUCAGAAAAGGUUUACUUUUUUGCAACCUUGCGUUUGGCCAAUUACUUUUCGACAACGUGGUUUUGUUCAGUUUACGUUUUUCUGUUUUCGUGAACCCAGUUCUAUCUUCCAGAAGGAUUAUUAAACUUUGAACUCUUUGGUGGAUGUGCACUUGAUUUUUGUGAUCGAAAGUUUUCAUCUUGUGGCCACAGGUUGAUUAUGUUUUUCUAGUGGCUGGGACUGCUGCAACUGCCGGAUCAUCCGCCAUGAUGAUGCAUCGUUCCUGUUUGCUCCACCUGUUUCCACUCUUCCUCGUCUCUGUCGUUGUCAUGGCAACCGACGAUGGUGGAGCCUUACUAGAGGAUCCUUUGGCCACUGGCCGUCCUGGAUCGGAUUCAACGGCUCCUCUAUUCCUGGAAGAGCCGGAGGACGCGUACGUGGUCAAGAGCAAAGCGGCGACGCUCUCUUGCCGCGCCGCUCACGCUCUGCAACUCUACUUCGUCUGCAAUGGCGAAGCGGUCAGGACCAAGCACCACUCGGCCCAUGAAUUCGUCGACCCCAUGACCGGCAUCCGCCAGCUCGAAGUUAAAGUGGACAUUACUCGGAACGACGUCGAAGAGUACUUUGGGCUGGACGGCUACGGUUGCGAGUGCAUCGCCUGGUCCUCCUUCGGGCAAGUCAAGUCCCGUCGAGCCAAAGUCAUCGUGGCAUUUAUCCGUAAGCAUUUUACGGAGCACCCGUACUCGCGUAGUGUUGAACUGGAGCGGCAAGUGGAAUUGCGCUGCCUGGCACCUGAGGGAAUCCCACCGCCGGACGUGACGUGGCAGAAGAAUGGCGUGCCAGUUGAGCCCAAAAGGGAAGGCAGCAACUUGAUCGUCAGCAGCGAAGGACACUUGCUGGUCGUCCAGGCCCGUCUGGCUGAUAUGGGCAAUUAUACCUGCGUGUCAGAAAACGUUGCCGGCAAACGCAUCAGUGACACGGCCGUUCUCACCGUCUUGGUUAAUGGGGGUUGGUCUUCGUGGUCGUCGUGGUCCGAAUGUACGUCAACUGGUCAGCCAAACUCCUGCGGUCGUGGGACUCAAAAGCGGACUCGAUUGUGCACGAAUCCAACGCCACUCAACGGCGGCCGCACUUGUCCCGGCUCCAAUGUUCAGAAAGGCGACUGCACUUCUAUUUGUCCAGUCGUGGAUGGGCGUUGGAAUGCGUGGUCCACCUGGUCCAACUGCGGGCCAGAUUGUAAACAUCACCGUCGGCGUUCGUGCACCAGUCCCUCGCCUUCCAAUGGAGGCAAAUAUUGCGUUGGCCGAGACCUUAUGUCAGCAAAUUGCACCGGUGGAAUGUGUCGUGCUGGUGGAGGUGUUCGCGCCGAAGGUCUGGAUGUCUCCGAUGAAGCGACGAAAGCUGCGUUGGAUACAGAUGUUGCCCUCUACAUCGGAUUAUCAGUGGCUGUAGCUAUCAUCAUCAUCUUCGCUGUUGUCGGUAUCAUUAUGCUGCGGAUUUUGCGCCGGAAGCACGGUGGACAUUCGCCCAUGUUCCCCGUCGGAACGGCAGAAUACGCUACAGGCUAUUACACGGAUCAAGAAAAGAAAUGCCUCGGUAUCCAACCGGAUUUAACCCAGAACGCAGGAAUGGGUGGGGUCAACCAAAGUCCCCCAGCUCCAGCGUAUUGCGAGUAUACAUAUUCUGAACCAACAACUUCCGGCUGUGGUUCUGCCAGCAAAAGCGGAGCUUUAACUCCCAUAAGCGAACAUCAUUACGACGUUCCGCACUUGGUGAGCCCAUCGCCGCCUCCAUUUCCUUCCGGAUUAAACUUGAUGUCAACGCCCGAUGGCGAACCGCCCAUAAGCUUGAUGUCCCUGGCCAGUAGUCCACGGCCCUCAAGCAACAAUACUAGCGUGGAAAAGACGCCACAUUCGGAUUCGGAACAAAGUCUCAGCUCUACCCUGUCGUCAUCAUCAACUUCAGGUUCUGCUUAUGAUGUCGACACGCUUCCAUCGCCUUCGUCUAUUCGACCAUUACCCGGCAGUAGCACGAUACUACCUGCUAAUGAAGUCGGAUGCGUCACUAUGGCUACUGUGACUUCUGCCGGUUCUCGACUAGUUUUACCUGACGCUGGAGUAGCUUUGAUGAUCCCUGAAGGAGCGCUUAAGAACGGCCAAGUGCAGGAGCAUUAUCUGGCUAUUCUUCGUGAGGAUCGCUAUCGUCCAGAAAUCUCAGAAUGCCAAACGUUACUGAGUCCCAUUAUGCUGUGCGGACCUUCUGAUGUGGUUUUCAAAAAACCAGCAAUCUUGAGUUUUCAGCAUUGUGCUGCUUUGAAACAGGGCCAAUGGAGUUUGUCCGUCUUUUUCAGUGACUCUGCCCCUGAAGAUCCACCGAACUGGCAGAAACUUGUGACGCUUGGCGAGGAAACAAUAAACACUCCAGUGUUUAGUCAAGUGGAUGCACAUCAAUGCCAUCUUGCUGUGGACCAGCUGGGCCAUUACGCUUUAGUUGGAGAAUCUGCUUGUCCUAGUGGCGGAAAUAAUCCAGCCACAAAGACCCUACGCUUAGCAGUUUUCUCUCCUCUUGCUGCCAACCAACACUCACUUGAGUACGGUCUUCGAUGCUACGUGCUGGACGAUACGAUCGCCGCUCUAGAUGCGGUUAUUUCGCUGGAACGACGAAUGGGGGGCCGGCUGGUGGACAAAGCAAAGUCCUUCUACUUUCAGGACGGUGGAUUUCCCCUCUGCCUUGGCCUAGAUGAACUGAGCACCGGGUGGAGACUGGUGCAACGUGAAAUUCACCAGGAAGUUCCAUUCUCACAAGUGUGGAGUGGCCGAAGGUUCGAUCUUCAUUGCGCUUUCACAUUGGAACGGGACAACCGCCAGGUCAAUAGUCUGAGCUGUCGGAUAGCUGCACACCAGCCAGGAUCUCCUCAUCGUCAGUCAAUUCGCAUCGCCCUUGCCGAUUUGAAAAUGUGCGUCGGUAAAGUGCCGUCCAGUCCCGGACUACCACGAGCCUUGCGCUCCCUGACUGUCAGUAGUAAUGGCAGUGCUGCAUCGUCUUCAGCAGCCAGCCACCUCACAACGUUGGAUCCCAAAGCGCCCGUCUUCCGCCUCCAACCAUCCGUUCGACGCCAACUUUGCCAACUCCUUGAUCCACCGAAUGCGCGAUGUAACGAUUGGCGAUUACUGGCACAGCGAUUGAGUGUUGACAGGUACAUCAACUAUUUUGCCACCAAGACUAGCCCGACAGAGCAUAUUCUCGAUCUGUGGGAGGCCCGCCAUCGCGAAUCGAGCGCCGUUACGGAUCUGCUCAACAUUCUGCGAGUCAUGGGACGCCAAGAUGCCGCCACCGUGCUGGAACGUUCCGCCGGAGGACCCUGGAUGUAGAAAGAAAAUAAUUCAACCACGCAGUGUCAUUGGAAUCGGCGAUCUGGCGCGCUUGUGAUAUGCAGAAUUUUCGGCCUUAACCCGCAUAUUUCUUUCGAGAAACUUCACCCCCUCAGUCCUGAUACCUAGAACUUUUGAACCCCAGCAGCCGUAUAUCUUUUUCACAACUUUCACAAUUUCGACAUAGAAGUGAUCUCGCGACUGGCAAAGACUAUUUCUUACUUUUCCAAGUCUUAAUUUGAACUGCCCUGGUGGAAUAGUGCCUCAUCGUCUCCCCAAAACUCUUAAAGCUGCAGAAGGAGCUUAGCCAAAAUAACAAAUUUCUUUUGUCUACGGUUCACUGGCAAACCGUACCUGUAAAGAAAAGGGUACGCAAUUUCCUAGACAGAAGCGGCAAACGCAUGGAACAACGGCGAAGUGUUCCAAUUUACAUAAGCAGGUUAUAACAUUGUACAUUAUAUGUUUCACUUUCACUUGUCAUGUCAAGGGAAAUCAUUUCUUAGUUCUAUUUAGCUUGACCUUUUAUAAGCUUUCGUCGGAUUUCGAUUGGCUGUUCUUGUACAUAAGGAGCUGCACUCAUAACAAAAAUAUGCAAACAUUACCUUACUCUUGAGUAAUCAAAUAAGCGACAAUUUCUAAUUAUUAACAUUGUUUUGUUGUGCUGCCAUGUGUGCUAAUUGUACAGAAAUGUCUAUUACCAAAAAAAGAUAUUGAAACAUGUAAACCCAUUUUGUCUACAGUUGUUCAGUUAAAAUUAUUGCAAGUAUUUGUCACCGUAAGGAAGAAUACAGAAUGUUUGGAUACACAGCCAAACAGUUUAAAACUG
Messenger RNA from Daphnia carinata, 4330 nucleotides. Its product is annotated as netrin receptor UNC5C-like. The transcript is spliced from 14 exons. Gene Ontology annotation, molecular function: protein binding; netrin receptor activity. Gene Ontology annotation, cellular component: membrane. The coding region runs from base 400 to 3504 and encodes 1034 amino acids. Gene Ontology annotation, biological process: netrin-activated signaling pathway; motor neuron axon guidance. The record is from RefSeq and is a predicted model, not a curated record. NCBI's taxonomy places the organism in Eukaryota, Metazoa, Arthropoda, Branchiopoda, Diplostraca, Daphniidae.